AUGACAGUCAUGUCCCAUUCAAAGGAUCUCAAGGACGACUUCCACAGUGACACUGUACUUUCCAUUUUAAAUGAACAGCGCAUUCGGGGUAUUUUAUGUGAUGUCACCAUAAUUGUGGAAGACACCAAAUUUAAAGCCCAUAGUAAUGUGCUGGCAGCUUCAAGCCUCUACUUCAAAAACAUUUUUUGGAGUCGUACUAUCUGUAUUUCAGGUCAUGUACUGGAGUUGGAUGAUCUCAAAGCUGAAGUGUUUACAGAAAUACUGAAUUACAUCUACAGUUCCACAGUAGUUGUUAAGAGGCAGGAGACUGUAACGGACCUUGCAGCUGCAGGGAAAAAACUGGGAAUAUCAUUUCUAGAAGAUCUUACAGAUGUUAAUUUUUCAAAUUCCCCCUGCCCCUAUGCAUACUGUGUUAAUGAAAAAGGGACCGUCAAAGAGGAAAAACAUGAAAAGAGACAUGAAGACUCUGCUGUGACAAAUGGACCACGAAUUACAAAUGCAUUCUCAAUUUUUGAAACAGAAAACAGUUUGUUUUCUCCACUAGAUUUGAGGGCAAGCUUUAAAAAGGUGUCUGAGACAGUACAAGCACCCAUCAGCCUCGACAGAAGCGACGUUUGCAAAGAUGCUGAGCCAGCCAGUACGCUGGCUGAACACUCCUAUGCAGUUUCUUCUGGGGGAGAUACUUUUCAAGGAACACCUUGCCUUGAACAGGACAGCAGCCCUUCGUACAAGAUGGGUGAGGACCACUAUGAAAAUCUCCAAGCCACACCACUCAUUCAGCCGGGAAAACAAGCGUGUAGUACUCCUAAGACAGCCUGUAAGCCCCAGGGUACUGGUUUGGCUGUAGCAAAAGUACCGGCCUCUACAGUGACCACUACAGAAGCCCAACAUGGAGCAGUUACUGAUCAGACAAUUACUUCCUUUCCAAAACCUCAAAAUAAAGCAGGAGAUAGCCAUUUAUCCAGAGAAGAGGAAAACAAUUCUGCUAAUGUCUCUGGAUCCGUGGCAACUGUCGUUCCACCUGUUUAUAAUUGUAACUGUUGUACAAAAUCAUUCAGUGACAGGGCGUUACUCAGUACUCAUCUUCAGCUCCAUUCAGAGCAUCAGGAAACUUUCACGUGCAAAUACUGCAGCAAACAAUUUGCAAAUCUAAAUAUACUGGAAAGUCAUGAACAAGUCUGCAUGAGAUCGAGUAGCUUAGCGGUUCACAAUGGAAAUGAACAAAAUUUUGCAGAUAACUAUACUGCUACGGAUGGAAGGAAUGGAAGUUCAUAUGCAAAUGCAGAGCCUCUGUUGUCUGAAAACAGUAUCACUGAUUAUUCUAACGCAAACUGCACUUUACCAGAAACAGAUCAUUUGGUUAAAGUCGUUGAUGGGCAGAUAUUAUAUACCUGCGUCGUUUGCAAGCGUAGUUAUGUAACGUUGUCUAGCCUUCGAAGACAUGCAAAUGUGCAUUCGUGGAGAAGAACAUAUCCAUGUCACUACUGCAAUAAAGUAUUCGCAUUAGCGGAGUAUCGUACCAGACAUGAGAUCUGGCACACUGGAGAAAGACGAUAUCAGUGCAUUUUCUGUCUGGAGACUUUUAUGACUUACUAUAUACUAAAAAAUCAUCAGAAGUCUUUCCAUGCAAUUGACCAUCGUCUCUCAGUAAAUAAAAAGACAGCCAACGGAGGCUUAAAACCAAGUAUGUACCCAUACAAACUUUAUCGACUUUUACCUAUGAAAUGUAGGCGACUACCUUAUAAGUCCUACCGAAAUUCUUCAUAUGAAAAUGUUCAAACAAGUAGCCAGGUUAAUGAAACUGCUUCUACUAACUGUUUCAUUCCGAGUUCUCUUAGCUCUGAGCUACCACCACUGAAUUUUCAAAGUAGUGUAAUAGCAAACAACAGAACUCUUGCCUUGGACACAGCUUCAUGUAAUGAUACAGCAUCUUCCAUGAAUACUCAGAAUUCUUCCUCUUGGGGAGUAGGUAUCUUGAAUUCGGACCUGCAAAGGGACUUUUUCACAGCUGAAAAAGGAGUUACUACUGCUGCAAAGGACUCUGGUUCUCAGGAGUGUGAUUCCUCAGUUGUGUCUUUAACAAAGGUGAAUGAAAAUUCAACCUCUGUCAUCAGUUACAGCAGUUCUGCACCCUCUGUGAUAAUGCACAGUAGCAGAGUUUCCUCAGUAAUAAUGCACAGUAAAACAGUCACUUCUGUAGAAAACAAUAAGACAGAAUCUUCAAGUAAUCCACCUAGUCAGUCUGUAAGUGAUGACUGUAAAUAUGGGUCAGAUAAUUAUGGGAAGUGCAUUACAAAAUCAAAAACUAUUAAGGAGAAAAAGAAGACACUGUUGUACAACAGAGCAGAAGCAACUGAGGAUAUGCAGCAUGUCACAGGAUCUGGAGGUUCAUCUAGCAAAACAACAAAUACUGUCCAAGAAUCGAGUAAAACGGAAACGUACAUUGCAAAGCCUGCUUUACCUGGAACAUCUACUGACAGCAACGUUGCGCCUCUUUGCCAAAUAACAGUAAAAAUUGGUAAUGAGGCUAUUGUAAAAAGACAUAUAUUAGGAUCUAAGCUGUUUUGUAAAAGGGGCCGAAAAUCUAGACAUGAGUCCAAACAGGACAAUCAAACUGAGGAAUCAGAAAUGGAGGUAAAAGAGAGAAGCCCCUCCAGGCUGUAUAGCUCAGAAUGCCUGGAGCUGACAGAAAUGUGUGAUGACGUAAGCGACCAGGACUCCAGCGAUAAACCCUGGAGACCCUAUUAUAAUUACAAACCAAAAAAGAAAUCCAAACAGCUAAGAAAAAUGAAAAAGACCAAAUGGAGGAAAAAGCACGGAAGCAAGAACACCAUUAUGGAGGACCACAAUGCAAGCAGCCGAGAGUAUGCGCUCAGGAAUGCUCCCGAGGAAAAGGCCAUCAGUCAAGAAGAGAACAGAGAAAUGCCUAAUCUUCCUUGUGAGCUCUGUGAAGGAGAUCAGUCUUCCACUGCAGAAAUUCAAGAACACGUACACUGGCAUGUAGCUACUUCAAAGCCUUACAUUUGUGAAUUAUGCCAAAAACAAUUUCAAAGUCCAUCCACUUUAAAAAUGCAUAUGAGGUGUCACACUGGGGAAAAGCCCUACACUUGCAAAACCUGUGGUAAAUGUUUCUCGGUUCCUGGAAAUCUACAGAAACAUGAACGUAUCCACCUGGGUGUCAAAGACUUUGUCUGCCAAUACUGUAAUAAGGCAUUCACUUUAAAUGAAACACUCAAAAUACAUGAAAGAAUUCAUACUGGAGAAAAACGCUACCACUGUCAGUUCUGCUUUCAGAGUUUCUUGUAUCUUUCUACCAAAAGGAACCAUGAACAAAGACAUGUACGUGAGCAUAAUGGAAAAGGAUACGCUUGCUUUCAAUGCCCCAAAAUUUGCAAGACAGCAGCUGCUCUGGGAAUGCACCAGAAGAAACAUGUAUUUAGAAGUUCAGGUUCACGAGAUAGAAAAGAACAGUUUUGCAAUGAAAGCACUAAACUUUUGGAAAAUGCACAUUUCCUUGGCUCAGAGGGAAGUGAAGUAAAAAAAAUACAGAAUGUAACUCCAGAAGUAAUACUCUGACUGACAGUUGUGCAAAAGAGAAGAAAAAUCCAAAAUUACAUAUUGGAGAAAAUAUAAAUGCAUUGAAUGGGGAAACAUCUCCACUGAAAUUAUUAUCAUUUGCUAAGAUCCAAUUUCUUCAUCUAAACGUCAAUAUA
Pterocles gutturalis (yellow-throated sandgrouse) is the source of this 3713-nucleotide messenger RNA. RefSeq names its product zinc finger and BTB domain containing 38 (gene ZBTB38). The transcript has a single exon. The record is from RefSeq and is a predicted model, not a curated record. Gene Ontology annotation, biological process: regulation of transcription by RNA polymerase II. Gene Ontology annotation, cellular component: nucleus. The coding region runs from base 1 to 3576 and encodes 1191 amino acids. NCBI's taxonomy places the organism in Eukaryota, Metazoa, Chordata, Aves, Pterocliformes, Pteroclidae. Gene Ontology annotation, molecular function: protein binding; DNA-binding transcription factor activity, RNA polymerase II-specific; RNA polymerase II cis-regulatory region sequence-specific DNA binding.